UCCUUCCAUUUCCCUUCCCCAUCACCGCAUCUUCCUCGCCUCCGUUCCCCGAUGGCUCGCCUGCUCGCGCAAAGCCUAGCCCGCCCCUCUCCGGCCACCGCCUCCGUCCUCCCGCCGCUCCGCGGGCUCUCCACCAAGGUCGAGCUCAUCGAGAUCGACCUCGCCGAGGAGGACCCGUCGUCGGUCGAGGUCGUGGGGAUCCGGCGCAUGGAGGAGGCCAUCCACGGCGUGAUGGUGCGGCGGGCCACGCCCGAGUGGCUCCCUUUCGUGCCGGGCGGGUCCUUCUGGGUGCCCCCGGUGCGGCGCCCCCGCGGGGUCGCCGAACUCGUUGGCCGGAUCGCGGCGUCCGGGGUCGGCGAGGUGUCGUACGAGGCGGAGCCCUACGUCCCCAUGACGGAGGAGGAGGUGCUCUCCCUCUCCACGGCCCGGGGGUGGCCGUCGGCGGCCUACUUCGUCGAAGGUGAGCGGGACGAGUGAACCGAGAUCCGAUCUCGCGGUUGCGUGGAUUAUUCGAUGAGUUCGAUCGAACGGUAGAAAACAUACUCCUCCAUCCGUUUCCAGAUUUCCUUGUGGAAUUAGACGAUGGGCUGUCAGAUUUAUGCUGUAUCUGCUCAACUUGGUAUUCAAAUUCAGGCUGAUAGCAUCGGUGAAGCACACCGGAAAGCGGUUGAGCCAUUGCGCAUCUCUCAUGGUGUUGCUGUUGAAUGUGUUCAGUUUAUUGUCUAUAUGUUUGUUAUGAGAUGAUUAUUCGCCUUCAGCCGUCUCUGGUUGAAGAUUAUUAUAGUGGAAUGAAACAUGGUAAUUAACGGUUGUG
Molecule: messenger RNA, 814 nt
Organism: Triticum dicoccoides
Lineage: Eukaryota; Viridiplantae; Streptophyta; Magnoliopsida; Poales; Poaceae
Exons: 1
Coding region: 52-477 (141 amino acids)
Source: RefSeq, a predicted model, not a curated record